Molecule: messenger RNA, 2016 nt
Organism: Neurospora tetrasperma FGSC 2508
Lineage: Eukaryota; Fungi; Ascomycota; Sordariomycetes; Sordariales; Sordariaceae
Exons: 4
Coding region: 1-2016 (671 amino acids)
Source: RefSeq, a predicted model, not a curated record
AUGGCGCCCAUUCAGCGCCUUCCCUUCGAGCUCAAGGAGCAGAUCGCUCGUGAGCUGAGCGACUUCGACCUGUACGACCAACGCAACUACCAGAUCGACCCCUAUGGCCACAGCUUCUUCAACGGACACACGUAUGAGUGGCAGCCGUUACAGAAAGCAGGCGACAAGCCCCAACUGAGCUUUCAGCCAGUUUACGACGAUCUGCGUGCGCUUUCCCUCGUUUCGAAAGACUUCCGGGACCCGGCGCAGCGCGCCCUUUUUGCUGUUGUUAUUGUUGGGGACCCUACGGCAUACUUCAAGCUCUUCCGAACUUUGCUAGAAUCUCCCCAAGUUAGGUCCUACAUACGGUGUCUCUUGGCCAUUUCAGUUCGAAAUCCUGAUGCAGAGAAGCGACGUUCUGAGAUAGAAACGUCCCGCUGGGCUGCUUUCGUCGACAUACUCGGCGCCCUUGUUCUCUUUGGCCGGCAUAAUACUUACGACCUUCGGAACCACUAUUACUUUUACGGACUCAGGUACCGGUUAUACCCACGCGGCCUUCCUGUGGUCUUAUCAUCGGACCGCAUAGCAUCAUACGAGCUUGAAAGCUGGAGGUUUUGCCGACUAGUCAGCGAGGUUUUGUAUAGCAUUCUUCAGCUAUGCCAGUCGCUAAGAGCGUUUCAUUUACACUGCAGUAAUGGGUCUUGGGGGCAACAAGAAGAUCCAUGUACAUUCUGGCCUCUUGAUGGAUGUUCCCUGUGGACAAAAGCGCUCAACAGCGACCCUUUUCUCAACACUCUAACAAUUGACAUUCGUGUUUUGGAAGCGUUUCAUGGGUUCAUGAUCAUGGACAUUGAUAAAUGUCCACCGAACAUUGAACAUCUCACUAUUGUUGGCUCAACAACCCAUGAAUUCCGCAACAACAUGCCGGGUAUGCACCAUGUCUGCGGUUGGCUAAGCGCCGUUACCAGGCUGAAAACACUCCGAAUUUGGUACGGGAUUCGUAGUAUUGCUUGCCCACCAGUCCAUAACUGGAAUAAGCUUCUUCUCAAGUUUAAAUCCACCCUGGAGCAGCUUGUGGUGGAUGGUGCUGGGACGCUGCUCCACUUGCGUCCCAAUAACAUCCUUGGCCGCCGGGUACUCCAGCAAGAGCGACUGUUUGGUCCAAGUCUUAUGUUAUCAUGCCUGUCGAAGAUGGAGAAGCUCAGAUACUUGAGUGUUCCGAUACAGUAUCUCAGAAGAUGCCCGGAGGGUAUGGAGCCACUUGAGUUUUUGAGCAUGCCUAACGAAGGCCAAGAUGUUCGCCAGUUCGUGGAAGCAGAUGUGAAGUUUCCGAAAUCACUACAGAGAACUGAAAUUAUAAUAGUACAGGAAGUAGAGGAUGACUUAAUCACAGAGGUCAAGGCUUUGAGGAUCGAUCUGGGCAAGGACGACGUCAAAAACAACAACAACAACAACAACAACAACAACAACAACAACAACAACAACAACAACAACAACAACAACAACCUCGACCACCUGCUUCUUUACCCUAAGAACCGGCGGUACGUUCGGUCUCUCUUCGUUACCCGCCAUACCCAUCCGGCCGCACGUGCUAGCGAAACUUUGGACCAGCUGAAGCAAUUCCAUCGGGAAUUGCGUCCCCUUAUCCUGACAGGAAAGAUCGAUGAACUUUAUGACGCAAGCUUCUUCCGCGGAUUUGAAGCCGGUGUUUCGCUUGGAGUGUACUACAAUAAGGAUGAUUGGACCGGGAAUCAAGAAGACCGUUUCGGCUCCCCGCGGAUGCUAUCUUGUUUGGGAGAUUUUGAGAAGUUGGCCUACCUCAAGGUGCCAUUGCACAUGCUGCGGCAAGACUGCCCCAAACUUUGCGUGCCAAAAAAAGGACAGCAGGUCUUGGACCUCGUGCAGGCCAAACUCCCAAAGGGGUUGAAGAAGGUGGAUAUUGUAGUGUUCAAAGAGGAUGAAAGUUGGAAGGUGGAUCCCUGGCGCCCAAUUUAUAAGUCUAUUGAACCUACCAAGACCUUCCAGGUUCGGCUUUAG